This is a messenger RNA of Patiria miniata (bat star), 1111 nucleotides long. RefSeq lists its product as uncharacterized. Lineage: Eukaryota; Metazoa; Echinodermata; Asteroidea; Valvatida; Asterinidae. The transcript has 2 exons. The record is from RefSeq and is a predicted model, not a curated record. The coding region runs from base 84 to 665 and encodes 193 amino acids.
CUCUGAUGCUAACAAACAUUUUCAACAUUUUCAACAAUAACAAAACUCGAGUUUUUUCAACUCUGUUCAAGUAUAUUGCAUGAAUGCAUUUAACAAGAUUACAAGAUUAUUUGAAGUCUUCAAUUCGAAUAACAAUAACAAUGCUCUCUCGCUUAUUUUCAGGAGGGGGUCCUAAACCACCAGUAAACUCGACAUACGAGCUUGUCCUCGAUGCCCUGCUACCGGUGGGCAAAGAUGGCAUCGUGGAAAAAUACGAAGGCGAAACAAUGCCAGACUUGGAAUUUCUGCUAGGCAGUGUUGAAAAAGCUAUCACAUGCAGUGACACCAUCGACACUGAUGUAGAUAUGGAGGAGGUGGAGGAGGUGGAGCCCGUACAGGUAGAGCCAGAGGAGGUUGAGAAGGAAAUAGAGAGAGAAAAGGGCGAGUGCAGCACUGCAAGUUCAAGACCACCAGUACAAAAGAAGAAGAUAGCAAGAGAUCAGAGCAUACUCCAAAUCGAGAGGGAAAGGUUGCAGAUCGACAAAGAAAAAUUGAAAAUAGCUCGGCAACAACUGGAAGCUUCACAAGCCAUGACGGAAUCCUUGAAGGAAAUUAGCCAUUCCUUUCAAAUACUAGUGGCAUUUACACUGGAGAAGCACGGUGCAGUAAUCGUAUCUGAGUCCUAAAAUUGUUUUUUUUUUUCAUCUAAUAAGGAUAAACUUGAGGUAACAACAUUCGGCAAAAUAUAUGUAAUUAGUGAUGGCUCUGAGAAGAGCAUGUUUGUACUCGAUGUUUAGUCAUGUAUAGUCUGGUUGCAAUAUCGGGUACAAAUGGGCUCAUGUCAGAGCUCCACUACUCCUACAAAUUUAUGCCGAAUGGUGCUACAAAAAGUUUGUUCUCAUUAGCUAUUUCCACUGUGCCUAAUUUUAAGUUCAACAUUUUACUUAUUUGCAAGUUGUUUAAAAGUAUUAAAUCAUUAUGAAUUUCUCUUUGUUUCUUUCUUUAAACCUUUAAACAGACAUGUAAAUACAAUGUAGAACUAUUUUAAAGCAUAUCUUUUAAAGCAUUCCUGAAGAAAAUAUCACAUCGAUUGGCAUAGAGGAAAGUUCAUAAUUGUAUUUUGUUAAAAAAA